Messenger RNA from Apus apus (common swift), 2400 nucleotides. RefSeq names its product cytidine and dCMP deaminase domain-containing protein 1-like. The transcript is spliced from 14 exons. Bases 1 to 1506 code for a protein of 501 amino acids. Gene Ontology annotation, molecular function: dCMP deaminase activity. Gene Ontology annotation, biological process: dTMP biosynthetic process; dUMP biosynthetic process. The record is from RefSeq and is a predicted model, not a curated record. Lineage: Eukaryota; Metazoa; Chordata; Aves; Apodiformes; Apodidae. Gene Ontology annotation, cellular component: cytoplasm.
AUGGCAUCAAUGGACAAAGAAAGGGUAACUGAUGUCACCUACCUGGACCUGUGCAAAGCCUUCAGCACUGUCCCACAUGACAUCCCGUUCAAUAAAACCGGGAUUGUAGUAUGUGAAUCAGACAAACUACAGAAAAUAGUAGCUAUGAGUUUCUCCAAAUCUGGGUUGCAUGCUGUGCAACAAAUAAUUCUGUAUCUUCCCUCUUCUCUGCGUGGUUGCACUGUGUAUUUGUCCCGGAAACCAUGCACAACUUCUACCACAUUCCUCAUUCAAGGCUCAGUUUCUUCAGUCUAUUACUGGCCAGAAGAUCCUGAAAAAAAGGGAGAUGAUUCAGUAGUUAAAGAAGAUAUUCAACAAGCUGACCAUAUGUUUCUUAGAAGUCAUAUAAGCAGUGGUGUGCUCUUACCUGUUACAAGCUUUGAAACUGUGAAAACGAUUGCAAGAAAAAUCAGUCGCAGAAAAUCCCCACUGAACAGCAAUUUUAAGUUGUCUGGUGAUCAAACUGAAGACCUGUCACUGGAUAGAAUAUAUUCAGACAAUGAAGAGGAUCCCAUUUUCUAUAAAGAGUGGGAUCAGUCCAAGACUCAAUUUAUAGGAGCCUUAAAUGGUUAUAUCCAAAUCCUUGGAGGUUCUCCUAUUCCUCAUCUGAUGAAAGAAGAUGUGUGCAUGUUCUUAGCACUACAUAUGGAAAAUUUCCCAAGUGAACAAGAGAAACCUGAUUACAACACUGGAAUUGUCAUUUGUGAAGUGAGCAAGCCAAAAAGGAUUAUCGCCCUGGGCUGCUCCUCAAAGGACCUUCAUGCUGUACCAAAAGUGCUGUUAAGGUUUCCUAACGCACUGAAAGGCUGUGAAGUUUACAUGUCUCGGAUGCCCUGCAAUAAGUGUGCAACAUUGCUGGUUCAGGCACAAGUCUCACAAGUGUAUUACUGGCCAGAUUUGGACAUCACAAUGGAUACAAAUAACCCAAAGAAUUAUGAUCCACUAGAACAUGUUCAUUCCAUCUUUAUAAACAGCUCCAUUGCUGCAGCGGUGUAUGUACCAACAAUAGACAAGCAAAGACAGGUGCAAAUACUUGGUUUUAAUAGCAAAGUGUCUCAAUUUUCAUCUAAUGGUGAAGAAGUUAAGUACAGGUAUCUUAACUUGAAGCACCUGAAAGAAGGACGACUGAAGGAAUACAAAAAAAAUCUUGCUACAGCAAAGGAGUGUUUUCAAACUCUGACAAGUUGCAAAGAUGAAAAAAUAGUAAUUUUAGAAGAGGAGGAAUCUUGUGUAAAUAAUAAUUCAAAAUACACCCAUGCCUUACAGCUCUGCGAUUUAUUAGCAUCCAGAAGUGACAACAUCAAUGGAGUGGGGACGGUGAUUUACAAGGAAGACAACAUUGUUGCUGUGGGCUACAGUGGCUAUCCAAAAGGGGCAGUGAAUAAUUUAUUUUGCAACAGGGACGAUGUUGAUUUUGACAAGCAUGCAAUUGUAUGUGCAGAAGCUAAUGCAAUUAUUAUGAGGUAGGAACUCAUUAAUACCUUCAUAGAAUUAGGCAAAAGAAGGCUUGGUGUUGAGUCCUUCGUUAAUGAAUAAAUAGCUCUUUGACUAAUCUACCAUAGGAGCUUCAAAAUUGUAAAACAGAGAAGUAACAUUACAUAGCAUGGAAAGGAAUCAAUCAUAGAAUCAUAGAAUUGUGGUUCGAGUUGGAAGAGACCUUAAAGGUCAUCUAGUUCCAACCCCCCUGCAAGGGCAGGGACACCUUCCACUAGACCAAGUUGCACAAAGCCCUGUACAACCUCGCCUUGAACACGUUCAGGGAGGGGACAUCCACAGCCUCUUUGGGCAAGCUGCCUCACCACCCUAACAUUCUGAGACAGACCUGCAUGAUGCUGAACUCAUCACUACCUCUAAGCCCUGUGAUGACUGUCUGAAACUGAUCCGAGCAAAGAAAAUAGCAAAAGUCAUUUGGCCUGUGCGAGACAGAAAUAAAUCCAGAGGAUCAACUGAAGAUCCUGUAGAGGGGUGUUCUGUGGGUGCCUACAGGUGGUGAACCAGCGUAAAGCUCCAGAACAUCAACAUGUGCUUUAGGAUCCAACACCCCGAGCCACUCCAGCAUAUUCAGUGGAACCUUGUGACUGCAGCUGCUGUAUUUGUACUCAUUCCCUUCCAGAAGCACAUCUCAUAGCGAUCCCCCUGCCACCUCUUGCCUUGUAAUCAUUUCUGCUGUGCUCUACAGGGAUUUGCUUCUGUCUGUGGCUUAGGGGUGGAAAACAUUUGUUUCCUAUGUACCUCUAAGGAAUGGUCAGGCCUAACUGUGCAGUGUCUAUGGCCAUGAAGGCAGGUGUUACUUUCUGUGGUCCUCAUUCCCCCUGCAGUUGCUCUUGGAUUAGUCAGCGCAUUUGAAGAAAGAUUUUUCCU